Messenger RNA from Cuscuta epithymum, 1020 nucleotides. The record is from the annotation of a GenBank genome assembly. Lineage: Eukaryota; Viridiplantae; Streptophyta; Magnoliopsida; Solanales; Convolvulaceae.
GUCCACGCCGCACUCAGCUCCAUCACUCCUCUACGUACUAUAUGGCCGCUACCUGUAUAUAUAUACAUUUGCUCCAUUAUUCACAUCUAACUGAAGCAGUAUUUCCACUAUCACAUUCAUCUAAUCAUCACUCUCAAGAGAUCAGAUCGAUCCAAAUGGAGUUUUCUAAUCAUCACUUCAUAGUUCCCAUCUCCAUCAUCAUCACUGCUUUAGCCAUUACCAUUAGAGAAACGGCAUCCCAAACUCUUCUCAAUGGUAAUAAUGUGGCCGAAACCCCGACACCCCAAGGCGCCGGAUAUUUCGUGGCGAAACCCCCGAGGCGCGCCGGGUCACCGAAAUCGACCAUAGGUUCACAGAAGUCCGCUGUCAUCAAUCAGUUCGUUGACGGGCACAACCGGGCACGAGCGUCCGUGGGCGUUCCCCCGGUUUCGUGGAACGAGUCGGUUGCGGCGUACGCGGAGGCGUACGCCGCGCAGAGGGCGGGCGACUGCGAGAUGGAGCACUCGGAGGGGCCGUACGGGGAGAACAUCGCGGAGGGGUACGGGGAGCUGAAGGCGUCGGACGCCGUGAACAUGUGGGUGGGGGAGCGGCCGUACUACGACCACGCGUCGAAUUCUUGCACCGGCGGGGAGGAGUGCGGGCAUUACACGCAGGUGGUGUGGCGGGACACCACCAGUAUCGGUUGCGCCAGGGAAGUGUGCCGUAACGGCUGGAUGUUUGUCACCUGCAACUAUUACCCACCGGGCAACUAUAUCGGGGAACGUCCUUAUUAGUUUUUCACCCAAUAGAGUAAACCGUAAAUCGUAUUACUAUUGUUUUUUCUUUUAGUUACUACCGUAUUUUUACUUCGGUGGCAGUUCUUUGUCAUUAGUUUCUAGGACAAUGAUACUUAAUCCUCAUUACUUAAUAAGUUAUAAAUUCAUUUUAUGGUAAUUAUUACUAGUAUUAUUAUGAUCGACCUGGUUGUGGAAUGCUACACAUUUUAAACAUACUGUUAUACUAAUAUGCCUAUUAAGUGAA